This is a messenger RNA of Symbiodinium pilosum, 237 nucleotides long. Lineage: Eukaryota; Dinophyceae; Suessiales; Symbiodiniaceae. The record is from the annotation of a GenBank genome assembly.
AUGCGUCUUACAAAGAUGCCAUCGAGCAGGUGGUCCGUGGGCUACCUCGAAAGCACAACGUCAAGAUCACUAGGUGUGAGAACAUCAUGGUACGUUGCAACCUGUUUGAUGCAGACUUGGAUGUUCCAGGCGAGAAGUUGGUCACGCGGAAAACCUUUCUCGUCAUGGAGCCGGAGCCCAGCGUUGUGCCCACAGUUGUAUCCACAACUGAUGCGCGAAGCCGAACAAUGCAUCUGA